AUGACACGUUCGAAACGGACUCUAGCAGAGACAGACGCCAAUGCUGAGGUUGCACCUGCAUCGAAGAGAACUUCCACUGGAAAGGCGAGGUCAAAGGAAAACGACGCGAUUCAGCCGACAGCAGAUGAGAAUGAACCUGCUGUCUCCUCCACUGCAAAAUCUCCUGCCUCGAAGCAACAGACGCCCUCGAAAAAUAAAGAAGCCAAGGUUCCUGGAGACGCGGAUGGAAAGACUUGGAUGUGUCUAUGUCAUGUCAGAGGCAAGAGGUGUGGGUGGGACAAGAGUUGCAUGUGUGGCCGAUACGCAGAUGCCAACCCUGCAGAGACAUGGAUCGUCACAAAGAAAGGAUUCGAAUUGCACAAGGACUGGGGACUGGAGCAAUACCAACGGGACCAAGACAAUUUCAGGAUGCAUAUCUUCAGUGAUUGGAGUGGCUACGGAACCUGCGAAGUGAUGGAGAACAUGGUCCGUACUAUAGGUAUCUACUACAACGACCAGCAGGUCUUGAACAGUGGUAUGGUGAGUGAUUCGGCCGUGAAACUCGAUCGCACAUACUCAGCACAUGCUUCAAGAAUCGAUGACUCGGAGGGAAAUGCAAAACGCGUGAUGCUCUUCGGUACCGCACUUCUGACGACCAUCGACAUCCUCAUCAAGAAUAGCCUCUUCAAAUCCGAAAACUCGGAUAUCCGAAACAUCGCCUUGAUACUCGGUCACUUCCUGAACUUCGUGCAUGAUAUGAAAGAGAUGUGCGUGGCAAAUGAGGACGGAUGGAAAGCAACAGUGCUGGAGCGAGCUGACGAGCAUGAGAUCAAACCUUAUAUGAUCAGCAUCAACCACAUCAUUAGCGAAAUUAGAGAAGGUAAAGAUGAUGCCACGUCCGAUGAAGACGGGACGCCGAGGCCAGAAAUUGGCACACGUCGCGAAGGUCUUGAGAAUGCAGCGAAAAGCUAUGAGAGUAAGCCAUGGGUUGGAGUCAUUACGUUGGAGAGCCUCAAAGCCGGCGUGGAGAGAUCAUGGACGCACUGGGAUUGGGCUACCGAACUCCGUGCAUACUCCAAAGCCCAAGCUGUCAAAGUCGGGCCAAUCGGACCCAACUACGGAAAGAGGAUCGGUGGCAAAUUCUAUGAUCUGACUAUAAAAGGCAGCCAACGUCGGAUGAAGCAAUACAGAAUUGGCCCGGAGGAGAGCGACGAAGACAGGGAGUAA
Molecule: messenger RNA, 1206 nt
Organism: Letharia lupina
Lineage: Eukaryota; Fungi; Ascomycota; Lecanoromycetes; Lecanorales; Parmeliaceae
Exons: 4
Coding region: 1-1206 (401 amino acids)
Source: RefSeq, a predicted model, not a curated record